AUGUCAAGUCUUCUUCCAUCGUCGUCUCAAAUCAAUGCAAAUUUAAAUACCGGUAAUAAUACAUUACAACGAUCAGCGGUUAACAAUGCUGCAGCCGAUGCACUGCGAAAAAAAAUGCAACAAUUGCGAGAUGAACUCGAACUGGUUAAAGAUGAUCUAGAACGUUCACGAAAAGAUUACGAGAAAGAACAACGCGCUCGAGAAGUUGCCGAAGCAGAUGUAAGUCAAUUGACACGAAAACUGCAUUCACUUGAAGAACAACUUGAACGAACAGAGGAACGAUUGGUUCAAACUACAAAUAAACUGGAUGAAGCAUCGCAUACUGCUGAUGAACGAGAACGAACAAGAAAAAUGUUGGAAAAUCAAUUAAAUCUGGGUAGCGACCGUUCUGAAAUGUUAGAGAUUCAAUUGAAAGAAGCGCGUACAUUGGCAGCUGAGUCAGAUAAAAAAUAUGACGAAGUAGCAAGGAAAUUACUGAUACAAGAAAAUGAACUUGAAAAAGCGGAAGAUCGAGCCAAACGAUCUGAAAUGAAAUGUGUAGAUUUAGAACAUGAAAUGAAAAAUCUUCACCAUCAAUUGAAAUCUUUCUUAGCUCGAAUUGAUGAUGCUCAAAAUAAAGAACAAACCUAUGAAGACCAAAUUCGUCGUCUCUCUCAACAUCUAAAAGAUGCUGAACGGCGAUUAGAUCGUAGUUACGAUGAACGAGAUCAUCUACAAAAGGCUGAAACUCGUGCCGAAUAUUCUACCAAACAAGUGCAACGACUACAGCGUGAAGUGGAUCUACUCGAAGAGGAACUCCAAGGCGAACGCGAUCGUUCUAAAACUCUUCAAAAUGAAAUGGAACGUUGUUUCUCGGAUUUACAAUUACUUUAA
Molecule: messenger RNA, 873 nt
Organism: Adineta ricciae
Lineage: Eukaryota; Metazoa; Rotifera; Eurotatoria; Adinetida; Adinetidae
Source: the annotation of a GenBank genome assembly